Plutella xylostella (diamondback moth) is the source of this 615-nucleotide messenger RNA. RefSeq lists its product as uncharacterized. The record is from RefSeq and is a predicted model, not a curated record. NCBI's taxonomy places the organism in Eukaryota, Metazoa, Arthropoda, Insecta, Lepidoptera, Plutellidae.
UAUCAGCUGCUCGCUCACUCAAUGUUCCAAUUAGUUCCAAAAAAUUGCAAAAAUACAUACCUACAAAACACAAACAUAGUUUGAAAUAAUUCUAAAUAACAGCCGCUAAUUUCUACACAUAGUUACAAUGAAAAUCCAAAGAAAUCUCUUUCUAAUCAGGAGUAUCCUCCAAAGAGGCACAAGGAAUUUCAGCAGUAGAACUGUACAAGAGCCCAACGAGAAUCAGCCAAUCAAGUUCUCUUCCAGCCCAGCGGCCAGGAAGCUCAUCAAACCCAUCAUGAAGGAAACCAAACUGGACAUGCCGUGGUACCAACCCUACUCCGUGCUGGCCAGUGUCACCGUCUUCAUGAUAUAUUUCUUCAUACUCAGAGAAGAAAAUGAUGUGGACAUGGAAUUCUCAAAAACACUGUACUCUAGAAUAAAGGGUCUUGAAAAGGAGCAACUGCUGCAGUCAUACAGAUAUAACAAAGAAAAUAAUUUGAGCGUAGUCGAGAUUGAAAAGAGGUUACAAGAGAUUGAAAUGGAAGAAGCUAAGGCUGCUUUGGCGUAGAUUUUAAGCACUAAUUUAUGUUUUGUUAAAUAGUUGUAUAGGUAAAUAAAGUUCUUGUCACAUAA